Aspergillus chevalieri is the source of this 1755-nucleotide messenger RNA. Its product is annotated as putative C6 transcription factor. Gene Ontology annotation, molecular function: zinc ion binding; DNA-binding transcription factor activity, RNA polymerase II-specific; DNA binding. Gene Ontology annotation, biological process: DNA-templated transcription; response to xenobiotic stimulus; regulation of DNA-templated transcription. The transcript has a single exon. NCBI's taxonomy places the organism in Eukaryota, Fungi, Ascomycota, Eurotiomycetes, Eurotiales, Aspergillaceae. The record is from RefSeq and is a predicted model, not a curated record. The coding region runs from base 1 to 1755 and encodes 584 amino acids.
AUGGAGAUGCCUGUUAAUUCAGACAUCGAGCAUUCCAACCCAUUGAAACGACAGCGACGCUCCAGGGUUGCCUGUGAACCGUGCAGGGAGCGUAAGCGAAAAUGUAACGGACGUCAACCAUGCGAAACAUGCAGUGACUUCCAAUACACGUGCUAUUAUGAUGCGAGCUCACGCAAGAAAAGAAACAAAAACUUCAUUAUGGGCGGCUCGGCACCAAUCAGACCAGCAGCACAGAUGCAGCAGCAACAGCAGCAAGGAUCGUCAACACUAGAUGCCGCAACACCAUCGACGCAUUCCGCAGAGGGGCCACCAGCAAGCAUGCCAGCAAGCAUGGCGGCUGCUACUCAAUCCAUUGAAUCCAACUCAGGGGCCGCCUUUGCGAGGGAGUUAGGUCUCAGGAUUGAUCCAAUCAAUGCCCCGGAACCUCAAGUCUUCGCUUGGAACAUUGGCUUCCGUCAAUUGCCCGGUAGCUAUUCCGCAUUGCCUAUUGUGAAUAUCAUUUCGCAGGACGAGAUGGUGGCAUUGGCGAACAUUUACUUCGGUAAGGUAAAUCCUUACUAUGGCUUCAUUGACCGGGAUAUCUGCUUUGAGCAUCUGAAUUCAAGGUGGCUUCGGUCGUCGACUUUUGAACCAUAUGAUGUUGUUCUCUGUGGUGUAGCGGCCAUGGGAUAUCUGUUUUCUCAGAGGAAAGCAGUAGCUGCGGAGCUACACCUGAUUGAGUCAGCCCGGUCAGCUCUAGAGCAGUGCUCCUUGUUCGGGAUACCUUCUUCAACGGUGAUCUCAGGAUGGACCCUCAGACUCUCUUACAUGCGGCUGACGGCCUCGCCUCACGCUGCUUGGAUGACUAGCUGUUCGUUAUUACACCUAAUCGAAGCAUCCGGAUUGCAUCUGGACCCGUCGUCCAGGCCUGUCUUGAUAAAACCGCCACAGGAUAUCAAUGACAAUAUUCGAAGGAAGCUAGUUGGCUUUGUACAAUACAUCAACACUUGGACAUCUUUCGAUUUAGGAAGAUCAAGAAUCAUCCUCCACGGAGCAUCAUAUAAUGUACCAGCGAGCCGAGAAGGAGACUAUACAGCUGAAAUGCUGAAUCUCCUGCCCCUGUCAGAGAGCUUAGAUCCACACAAACCCGUGGACUCCAACCAGCUAACAACCAUGCUCUCCAAUAUCAUGGAAAACAAUCGUACGCAACAGCCGUCAGUGCUUUCUCAAUGUAACCUCAUCCUUUGCAUUUUCCGGCGUCUACGAGCACUGCAUUCGACUGUCUCGGUGGAUCUUAUGAAUCAGAUUUUAGCUCUUAUCACGAAGGCUCUCGCCUCCGCGCGGGAACUCGCGGAUGCAAAUUGCCCAUGGAGUCAUGUGGCCAACGUCCCGUUCCAGAUUGUCUGCACGCUGCUGGCAGUAGAUAGUCCCGAGUCUAUAUCGCUACUGGGCGAUGCCAUGCAGACCCUCAAGCAUGUAACGGACGUCUAUGAUACCGAUACGUUGAGAGAAGCUUACCGGAAUGCUGGUCUGCUUGUUCUUCUGCAGCAGAAGAGAAAGGAUCAUGAUGCGAGACAUCUCAGCAGCGUUCUUAAUUUGCAUUUUGCUCCUUCCGUUGAAUCAGAUAAUGUUCCGGGGCAGAGGCGACAGAGCACUAUGGAAGAUUCAGAGUAUCUCAGGGAUAUGGUGGCUGAUAUGCCUAGUUCUGAGACUUUUGACUUUGAUAAAUUCUUUAUUGCGGAUAAUCCUUGGGACUUUCUUGAGAUCUAUCGCUAG